CAGGAGAAAGAGCAGAUGAAGACUCUCAACAACCGCUUUGCUUUGUUAAUUGACAAGGUUCGCCUUCUGGAGCAGCAGAACAAAAUGCUGGAGACUAAGUGGAGCCUGACGCAGGAGCAGACGGCCCGCCCCUCCAACAUUGAAGCCAUGUUCGAGGCUUACCUCAUGAACCUGCGCAGACAUGUGGACGGGCUCGGCAGGGAGAAAAUAAAGCUGGAUGGAGAGCUGCAGAACAUGCAGGGACAGGUGGAAGACUUCAAGACAAAGUAUGAAGAUGAAAUCGACAAGCGUGCCGCUGAGGAGAAUGACUUUGUGCUCCUGAAGAAGGAUAUGGAUGCCGCCUACACGAACAAGAUUAAGCUUGAAGCCAAGGCUGAUUCCCUCCAGGAUGAGAUUAACUUCCUCAGAGCUGUUUAUGAUGUAGAACUGCAGCACUUUCAACAACAGUUUAAGAACACUGAAGCCACUGUGAUAAUGGACAACAACCGAAAACUGGACAUGGACGCCAUUGUGGCUGAGGUCAAGGCUCAGUAUCAGGCCAUCGCGGACCGCAGCCGUGCUGAAAUUGAAUUAUGCUAUACGCAGAAGUUCGAGGAGAUGAAGACCAGUGCAGACCAGACCGGAGAUGACCUCCGCAGAUCUAAGCAAGAGAUUUCUGAACACAACCGCCUGAUCAGCCGCCUCCAGAGUGAGAUUGAGGCAAUUAAAGGACAGUGUGCCAACCUGGAAGUCCAGAUCAUUGAGGCUGAGGAGCGUGGAGAGCUGGCUGUGAAAGAUGCCAAGGCCCGCAUAAAGGACUUGGAUGUGGCCCUGCAGAAAGCCAAAGAGAGCAUGGCCCACCAGGUCCGCGAGUACCAGGAGCUCAUGAACAUCAGACUGGCCCUGGACAUUGAGAUUGCCACCUACAGGAAGCUUCUGGAGGGAGAGGAACUUAGACUUGAAGGUGGGGGAGGAGAGGCAACUGUCCACAUACAGAGCGUUAGCAGCAGCGGUAGUGGUGGUUACGGUGGCUUUGGCAGCAUCACGGCCAGGAGCGGUGGCAGCAGCAACGCCUUUGGCGAGGCCACGUCAGCCACUAACGGGCCCUAUGACCGCAUCACAGUCACCUCCUGAAGAACAACCAGCAGCUCUAUCCUCACUUUCCAUAAACAGCAGUUGUCUUUCUCUCCAUUGUCCUCCAUCCCUCAUUCCAUUCUCCUUCUCUUGUCCCUCCCCUCUCCCUGAAAACCACUCAAAGCUUCCAUAAAUCCCCUCACCGCAUCCUCAGAAACAUUUGCCUUUAACAAUUUUAAGCUGUCAGAUCCAUGUAAUAAUGCAGCUUUCUUUGGAAUUACUGUGCCAAUGCAACUUUUUGGCAGCACAAGUAGAGGCAGAGAAAAUAUUAGAACAGAAACAACGAGCAGCAGAGAUAACAGGCAGCCCUCUCUUCCUUUAAUCAGUCAGCGUGACUGUCUUUUGGUUGCUGGAUCUGCUGUCACGCAGACAAUAGGAUAGCCUAGUUGUAGUGUCAUGGCAGAGAAUCCUUAUGGCAACAAUCGCUGCACACAAAAUGCCAAUAGCAGUCUUUGAUAUGCACAGAGGGAGGUCUGAAUGUUGUGGUUGGUCUUGAAUUUAUAAAGCAAACAUGGCAUAACUGCUCUUUUCUGUAAAGUCUCUGCUGUUGUCUCACAUCUGUCGUUUUGUUGUGCAUUUAACCACCACCAGAAGCAGUCACAUGUUACACUUUCAUAUUUGACUUCUGGGUACCUCUUUUUCUUUUGCUCUGAGAAAAAAUGAGCUCUCCACUGGUGUUUUGAUGCUCCUGUACCUCAAUUUCCACUCUGAAUAAAAAAUAAA
This is a messenger RNA of Epinephelus lanceolatus (giant grouper), 1836 nucleotides long. RefSeq names its product keratin, type II cytoskeletal 8-like. Lineage: Eukaryota; Metazoa; Chordata; Actinopteri; Perciformes; Serranidae. The record is from RefSeq and is a predicted model, not a curated record. Gene Ontology annotation, biological process: keratinization; intermediate filament organization. Gene Ontology annotation, cellular component: keratin filament. Gene Ontology annotation, molecular function: structural constituent of skin epidermis.